AUGAGGCGUUCGCGCCUUUGGACUCCUCGGUCGACAUCGCCGCUCCACUCAUGUUGUUUCGCUAUCGCUCUCUCUUACUCCCUCUCUUUUUCACCCACACGCUUUCUAUUUCUUCCUCUUUCUCUCUCUCUUUUCUUCCUCUUUCUCUCUCUUUUUCCCUCUCUCUCUUUUUUGCUCCCUCUCUCUUUUUUGCUCCCUCUCUCUUUAUGCCUCUUUCUCUCUCUCUUGUUCUCCCUCUUUUUCUAUCUAGCUUUCUCUCUUUCUGACUCUUGUUUUUUCUCUUUCUCUCUCUUUCUCCCUCUCUCUUUUUUCGCUCCCUCUCUCUUUAUGCCUCUUUCUCCUUCCUUUCUCUCUCUUUUUCUCCAUCUUUCUCUAUCUAGUUUUUCUCUCUUUCUCUCUCUUGUUUUACCUCUUUUUCUCUCUUUCUCCCGCUCUCUCUUUUUGCUCCCUCUCUCUUUAUGCCUCUUUCUCCCUCCCUUUCUCUCUCUUGAUCUCCCUCUUUCUCUAUCUAGCUUUCUCUCUUUCUUUCUCGUGUUUUUCCUCUUUCUCUCUCUUUCUCCCUCUCUCUCUCUCUUUGCUUCCUCUCUCUUAUGUCUCUUUCUCUCUCCCUUUCUCUCUCUUUUUCUCCCUCUUUCUCUAUCUAGCUUUCUCUCUUUCUCUCUCUCUUCUCCCUCUUUCUCUCUAUUUCUCCCUCUCGCUCUCUUUUUGCCCCCUCUCUCUUUAUGCCUGUUUCUCUCUCCUUUUCUCUCUUUUUUCUCCCUCUUUCUCUAUCUAGCUUUCUCUUUUUCUCUCUCGUGUUUUUCCUCUUUCUGUUUCUUUCUCCCUCUCUUUCUCUCGCUCUUUUCCUCCCUGUUUUACAUUCCCUUUCUCUCACGCUUUCUCUCUUUUUCUCACGCUUUCUCCUCUUUCUCUCUCUUUAUACCUCUCUUUAUCUCCUUCUUUUUCCCCCCUCACUCUUUCUCUCGAUUUUUCUCUCUUUCUCUCUCUCUCGUUCUACAUUUUCACUAUCGCAUUCUUUUGCUUCAUACAUUUCUCUUUACUGAUUUUCUCUUUAACACUCACUUUCACUUUCACUUUCUCUCUCUCUCUCUCUCUCUCUCUCUCUUGUUCAGCAGCAAACUCUUGCUCAUUUUUCAUACCUCUCUCUCUCUCUUAUUUUCCGUCUCCUUCCACUUCUCUUUCUCAUUUACUCCUUAUGCCUUUAUCUUCAUUUGA
Acanthosepion pharaonis is the source of this 1215-nucleotide messenger RNA. The record is from the annotation of a GenBank genome assembly. NCBI's taxonomy places the organism in Eukaryota, Metazoa, Mollusca, Cephalopoda, Sepiida, Sepiidae.